Molecule: messenger RNA, 976 nt
Organism: Hydra vulgaris (swiftwater hydra)
Lineage: Eukaryota; Metazoa; Cnidaria; Hydrozoa; Anthoathecata; Hydridae
Product: protein draper
Source: RefSeq, a predicted model, not a curated record
UUUUAGUGACUUUUAAAAAAAACAAUCUUUUUUAAGAACUUGUAACUAUUAAUCUAAUUAUAACGAAUGAUGAAAUUUAAAAUGCUCGCAACUUCUUUCUUCAUCAUGGGAACUAUUUUUCAAAAAUUUGUUUUCAGCGCUGAUUCAAGCUCAAUGGCGUUCUGUACUGGAGCAGGUUUAAAUUGUUCGAGCUAUUGCCCUCAAUGUUUUCCAGGUGGAUGGUGUGUUCAAGACGAAAAUGGUUUAAAUACUGGAAAAUGCUUAUGCAAUUACGGCUGGACUGGGCCGCUUGGUAGCUACAUUAAAGACACAGCUAAUCUGGAAUGGGGUAAAAACAGAGUUACAGCUUCAAAUUGUGCAACUCCCUGUCAUUACACAUAUGCUGUAAGAAACCAAACAUGUGCUACAGAUUCUCCAUCUUCAACGUGUAAUCCAGCUGUAUGUGAAAGCAACCAACGUGGAAAAUGCGUCAAUGGUGUUUGUCAGUGUUGCAAAGGAUGGUCAGGGGAAAAUGCAGUAUAUCAAAAUGAUCAUUACAACACUGAUGGAGUUCUAUUUAAAUGUGAUAAACCAUGUCCUUACUUAGGUCCUGGAAUAGAAAAUCCAAGUUGCAAACCGGCAUCUCUCCCUUCACCAUGCAACUCUAAAUGUGUACUAAAUGAUGGAAAAUGCAAUGAGAAAACUGGUCGGUGCUUGUGUUGUGAGGGUUGGACUGGAGAAAACGCUCAAUUUGAAGACGACGGUGGAAUAUCUGUUGCUGGCUUCUGUAACGUGUAUUGCCCAUACGUCAAAACAAUGGACUUAAGUCAACGAAACUUGUUAUGCGUUAAUCCAGAUUACAUCAAACGCUCCACAAUUUAAAUUAUAAGUGUAUUUUGCUUAUUUUAAGUAUUAUUUUUAUUUGUUGGUAUAAAUAAGUGUAUUAACUUUAUUUGUAAGUAAUUUUAAUUAUAUAGUAAUAAAAUAUUUUUAAGUA